Molecule: messenger RNA, 2581 nt
Organism: Linum trigynum
Lineage: Eukaryota; Viridiplantae; Streptophyta; Magnoliopsida; Malpighiales; Linaceae
Source: the annotation of a GenBank genome assembly
AGGGCAACCUGGGUAUAACAAAAAUUUUAUUAAUGAUCUUUUUUAAUAAAUUACAUUUUAGGAAAUUAUAUAAAUAUAUUAAAUACAAUUUUUUAUCUCUCUUUCUCUCACUUCCACAAUUUUUCAGCCAGAUCUCUCUUCCUUCUUUUUUCUCAAUCUUACAUUGAUUUCGUUCAGCCAAACUAAUACCGCUGCAACAACAAAACAAUAAAUCAAUACCAAUUCAUUAAAAAAAUACUACCAUUGUACAAAACAUCAAUACCAUUCGAGAAAUAAAGAUACUACCAUUUCACAAAACACCAAUAUCAUUGCAGAUUUAAUCUCUACCAAUGCCAAAAAAUAAAUACCAAUGUGACAAAACCAAUACCAAUGCGACAAAAAUAAUACCAAUGCGACAAAAACAAUACCAAUACGACAACACACUACCACUACGGAAAAAAAUCACUACCAUUUUUUAAAAAAAAAUCACUACGGUAAAAAAUCACUACCAUUUAAAAAAAAACAUACCAAUCCUUAGUGGGGAGAUGACGACAGUCAGUGGGGAGGCUUGGCACGACGUCGAGCCGAGGGAAGAGGCGGCACAGGGCUGCCGAUUUGCAUUGCCGGAGAUGAGGGUGAGCGCGACAGUGUUGGGAUCGCCACCCAUCCGACUGGUGGCUCGCCCGUGGUCGGAGAAAAAGGCGCGGAAGGAGUCGUCGGACAAGCAGGCGACGACGGAUGAAGAAGCGGAGUUGUCGGCGAAGAAAGGCGGCGGCGUCGAUCUCCUCUCUAAACCCAUGUCGCCGCCGAGGAAGAAGCUGACAGACAAGGAGGCGAGAGAGGGCGGUGGCCCUCAGCCUCUCGCAAACCCUAAGCCAUCGUUGGGGAGGGUGAGAGCUUGCGGCUACGAUGGGUUUGUCUGUAGAAGUAGGGUUAGGGUAGAAUAUAUAGAAUAAUCAAGUGUGGUCUUUUUUUUCUUCCAAAAUUACUUUGAGGCGAUCUUAAUCGUAAGAUUAAAAUUAGAGGCAAGAUAAGAAAAUAAAUGGUGGAUACUGAUGUAGCCACGGUGGCUACUAGAAAUCUAGUUACCACUCUAACGCAUUCCUUAUAUAAGGGUAAUAAAUAACUAGAAUAAAUUCAUAUAAAAUGUAUUAAAAGUUGGACACCAUUGUAAAUUAAUAAGAAUAAUAAAAAAUGAAACUGAGUUUGGAUAAAAUUUGCCCGAUCAACUAAUAUGGUUAUUAAAUAGUAUAUUGUAUCCAUGUUCCACCUGUUGUACCCACAAAUAGUGAAUCAAUUAAUAUCCACAAGUAAGUAGGUUAUAUGUUCAUUGUAGUUAUUAAAUCUGGUCAUCUGGAGGGGAAAUGAUUGAGAGAUAGAGGAAUAGAUCCUUAGGAAUGUAAUUCCAAAUUGCAAGGGGGAAGUGCUGAGGUUUCGAAUGAUUAAGAAAAAUAAUAAUGAGAGAGUUUUGUGUAGCUACUAGCUAGCUAGCAAGAUUUAGGCUUGGGAAACAAAAUAUUGAAUGAAGGUCUUUCAAAGUGAUGGUGGAAAAUUGGAGUUUCGUGUUGGGGAGUGGAAAUGAUUGUUUUUCCAAACAUUGGUUUAAAAGAGACGGUUAGGGCCUUAGGGGAGAUCUUCAGAGGUAGUGGUCAGCAGGCUAUUUAGUAUUUACAUGAUAAAUACAUUUAGGACGAGACGAGUAUGGUUACGGUUUCGGGUCGAAUAAUAUGAAAUCUAUACUUAAUUCAUGUCUGGUUAUUUUAUAAUCGAAUUAGUUGAUUUUGUCCACAUCGAUAGGUUUGUAUUCGGCCAUGUAAUUUAUACAGGGGCGGAUCCAAAUAGAGAGUAAGGGUGUCCUGAGACACCUCUACAAUUUUGAAUCGAAAUUAAUAAACUCUUUGCUAGUAGUUUGAGUAUCGAAAAAGAGAGAAAAAUUGAUGACAUAUGUGAUUCGGAUCUAUAUCACAACAGUUAUUAAUGAACAUCUUUUCUCUGUGACUACACUUCAUUUGUUAUUGCAAUUUUGUUGAUAAAUGUCAUUAUAAACGCGUAGCCUUUACCCCCAAAUUUUCCAAAACCUAAAAAUUUAAACCUCAAGAACUACCCUUCCUUAUCCCCACCCUAUUCUAACACACAAUUUUAUCCUGAAAAGUUUGUUCACUUUUCUUAUCAGAAACUCAAAUUUCAAGAACACAAACAUACAAAAGAAAACCUAACAUAAUUUUGAGAAUUAUUACCAUUCUGUUAAAAAUUAUGAGUUAGUUUGUGGACAAAAUUGAAUCUGUAAUAUGACUAAUAUCCAUAUGCUUUUUUCUCAUCAAAGUUGUAGUGAUUUUACUGGUUGCAAUUCUUAUUGUUGAAAGAGUUUUUUCAGCUUUGCGUUACAUCAUAAACAAGUUUUCGAAUCGAAUAAUUAAUGUUCAGUUUGUAAAUAAUUGUCUAUCAGAACAUAUUGAUAAAAAAAUUUAUUUAACACUAUAAACGGUGAGUUUAUUUUUAUCAACUCUAUUCCGCUUCGCUGAUCAGACGAGCACAAAACUAAUUUGUAUUAUUGACUUCGAAAAUCUGGGCUGAAGAACCACGAUAAAAUCCAAUGGAGGAC